AUGUCUGUUUUUAUUAGGUACCAAAAGCUCUCUAAAAACGCUCACGUUCCAACUCGUGGUACAGCUCAUUCCGCUGGACUUGAUCUUUAUAGCUCAGUCGAUACAGUUGUACCAGCUAAAGCUUGGAACAAUUUUAUCAGUGUUGGCGCCGGUGUAAUAGAUCCAGAUUACAAAGGUCCUCUUAGAGUUCUUCUUUUCAAUUUUGGUGAAAGUGAUCAUAUUGUAUCAAGAGGUGAUCGGAUCGCUCAAUUAAUAAUUCAACCUCGUACAUACAUAUUACUUAUCCAACCUGAAUUUGAUUCUCCACCUCAAGAUAAAACAUACAACAGCGAAAGUGCUAAAAAGAUCGCUAAAAUAGAGGAAUCUGAUUCUGAAGGUCAGCCAGGUACAAUUUCAAAAGAAUCAAUACCAUCAACAUCUACAGCUGAAACUGUCAGUGAAGAUAAAGAACUUGGAUCUACUGAUGAAAAGAAUGAUCAAAAGGGUGAUAUUGAUACUAACGAUCAUAUUGCUGUUCUCAACUUUAUGGAUAGUGCUUAA
This is a messenger RNA of Panonychus citri (citrus red mite), 540 nucleotides long. RefSeq names its product deoxyuridine 5'-triphosphate nucleotidohydrolase-like. The coding region runs from base 1 to 540 and encodes 179 amino acids. Lineage: Eukaryota; Metazoa; Arthropoda; Arachnida; Trombidiformes; Tetranychidae. Gene Ontology annotation, molecular function: magnesium ion binding; dUTP diphosphatase activity. The record is from RefSeq and is a predicted model, not a curated record. The transcript is spliced from 2 exons. Gene Ontology annotation, biological process: dUTP catabolic process; dUMP biosynthetic process.